AUGCACGAGUUGAGCCUCUACGGCCAGGUCACCUUUGCGCGCUAUGAGCAGGUGCUGAACAUUCUGGCUGGGGUUGCUGCCAUGCAGCCCCAACGUGUUUUCGAGCGCAACAUUAUCUACAAGCCUACGCGCGAGCCGGAGGAGCCCGGCUCGAAUCUUGGCCGUCGCGGCGGCACCCAGACUGUCGCGCAGAAGCAGGCCAAACAAGCUGCUCCUGUUGUUCUCUACCAUACCCGCCUGGUCCAGAAGCUGUCUGAAGACGACUUUGCAGCUGAAGACGGCCUGCCCGAGGAGAGCACAAAGACCUUGUCUGCUGACGUACAAGACGGAGAGGAGCCAGCAUGGUCGUUUGUCUUCCGAGACGUACCGGAUACUGGGGACAGAGGUGUCUCAAUCCGCUUCACCAACACCACUGACUUGCUGUCUGGCGACCCACAUGCUUUCAUGAUCGCCUCAGGGCCCAAUCAGUUCGUGACUGAGUUCUACGUCGAAGGCUACCGUUUUGUGCACGGCAAUGUCGUUAUAUUUCUCUACCGCAUCCUCCACGAGCCCGGCAUACGCAAUGUCCAGAAGGCCCCCAAGGCCACACUACCGACAUGGAACGGGCUGAAGCUGCUUGAUCCAAGCGGUGUUUACACGCUCCAGUCUACCGUCCGCAUCGAAGACUUUAACAACGCAGCUGUACUGGAGGCAGGCGUGAAUGAGCUGAAGAGAUUCCAGACGCAAAUGAAGGGCUGUGUGAACCUGGCUUUGCCAGAUCGACUUGCACUGGAUCCCCGCGUCAAGUACAAAGCUCCGACAGUCCCUGCCACCCAAGCGCGACCUCGAUGA
Molecule: messenger RNA, 831 nt
Organism: Alternaria postmessia
Lineage: Eukaryota; Fungi; Ascomycota; Dothideomycetes; Pleosporales; Pleosporaceae
Exons: 2
Coding region: 1-831 (276 amino acids)
Biological process (GO): regulation of transcription by RNA polymerase II; termination of RNA polymerase II transcription
Cellular component (GO): mediator complex; core mediator complex
Molecular function (GO): transcription coregulator activity
Source: RefSeq, a predicted model, not a curated record